UAUCGCUACUAGGAAUCUCAAUAGUAUUUAAUUGACUGAAGAACAAACCAAGUUACACUUCUACAUUUUUGCUUGCGAUGAGAAGCACUUAGUUUGCUUCAAUCGGCUACCUGGAGAAAAUGUACGAACUGGAAAUGUGUUGUUCGUCUUGUUGAUUUUAGAAGAAACGUACUUGAAAUAUGUUGAGUGGUGCGGGAUUUAUUCUCUCUUCCGCAGGCAUUUUGAAAGUAAUCUCACUGCUAUGCAUCAUAAUCGGAGGAUUAGUCUUCGUCACUUCAGGAGAUUGCAACGAGUCACGAUUCUGGGCUGUAACCUACAUCGUAACCACCACCGUAAGUGCCGUCCUAGCCAUGCUGUCCUACACGGUAUAUGCGCUUGAUCUGAUAAAGUCAACCACGGCGCUCAAAAUACAACAUAUCGCAGAGAUAACGAUGGCAUAUAUCGUGUUCGUACUGCUGUUGAUUGUUUCCAUCAUCAUGAUGACACAAUGCACAGGGAAAAAGUAUGCCCUAGACUAUGUUCCUGAGCCUCUAACAAUGAUAGGCGCAGUCUUGAUAGCAAUCGGUGGUACGCUGCUCUUCCUUGACUGGCGCUCGAAGGAACGCAUCGAUGAUAUUCAAAUGAAUAUCCCACGCUUAUCGCAGCCGCAACGCGCCAACCCUCAUCUCUCACGAAAAUCGAUACUAGUUUAGUGUUUGCGCGUGUUAUCGAAAGUUUAUUCUAAUCGUUAUCAAAACAACAUUGCCAAUAAUCAUCAAUUGUGUUGACAGGUA
Aedes albopictus (Asian tiger mosquito) is the source of this 773-nucleotide messenger RNA. RefSeq lists its product as uncharacterized. The coding region runs from base 180 to 692 and encodes 170 amino acids. NCBI's taxonomy places the organism in Eukaryota, Metazoa, Arthropoda, Insecta, Diptera, Culicidae. The transcript has 4 exons. The record is from RefSeq and is a predicted model, not a curated record.